CGCAGCUCUCGAGGUGCUGGACUUAUAGUGGAAAAUACCUGGAAACUUUGUGUUGUGAAAAAUGUUCGCCUUUUGUUCCUGCAUUAAGUUGCGGUUUUAACAAGGGAGAUAUUGUUCGACCUGCGCGUCUUUUCCAUUCAAAGCUGAACUCUCCUCUCUCCUGACGGUUCACCACGGCCCUCACCUGUGUGCUCCACUGUUUCUCCUGCGAGUCGUCCUGGGCUGACCGGCCCUUCCUGCUCCGCCCCUGCACAGUCUCUCCGGCUACGGUCACCAUGACGCGCUCCAAAACCUUUCAGGCCUACCUGCCCAACUGCCAUCGUACCUACAGCUGCAUUCACUGUCGAGCACAUCUGGCCAACCACGAUGAGCUAAUUUCAAAGUCUUUUCAAGGGAGCCAAGGCAGGGCCUACCUCUUCAACUCAGUGGUGAAUGUGGGGUGUGGUCCAGCAGAAGAGAGGGUACUGCUUACUGGUCUUCAUGCAGUGGCAGACAUCUACUGUGAGAACUGUAAAACCACUCUGGGCUGGAAAUAUGAGCAUGCCUUUGAGAGCAGUCAGAAGUAUAAGGAGGGGAAAUUCAUCAUUGAGCUGGCCCACAUGAUCAAGGACAAUGGGUGGGACUGAAGUCCACAAACUCCCCAAAGGCCUUAUGCUGGAAAGUGAUGUGCAGCAUAUGAAUAAUUAGUUUCAUUAUCUGGCUGUAACUUUCUCCCUGGAAAUCAAUCCACCCAACACACACCUAGACCCCGAGGAUGCAAGGUUUAUAGCAGCAGCGCUAUGCCCUUUCUGUCUGUACAGUACAUACGUGUGUGUGACUGAGCAAAUGUGUGCCAGCUAGACACCCAAGUGUUGACCUUGUGAGUAUUUUCCUAUUAAAUUCAAUGGAGUGUGUGUGUUUGGAAAUAGUACCUGUACUUAAAACAUGGGUAUGCUUUUUCUCGGGGUUGGCCAAGGUCUUUGACAUGGCACAGUUUUGUCCCACUCUCAGGUUUAAUAAAUGGCUGGUUCCAUGGAAAUCUAGGGUAAAAGACGAACCUGUUUAGCAUGGCACCUUUUUUUCUUCACCAUUGGUUGCAAGCAAGGCAAAAACCUACUAAAACAGAAGGGUUUUCCUUUGUCUCUUUACCUUUGUUUCCUUUUUCCUUUUGCUUUAUUUCCAAUUUCGUGUUUAUCACUUGCAUGUUGUUGUUUUUUUUAUACCUAUAUUUAUUGAUCUGUUCAUUUUGAUUACUUGUUUUUGGUUUUAGGGAUGUUACACCUAUGGUAAACCGUAGCAACCGCAGUGGUCUUUCUCUGAUCUCAUAUAGCGGAAGUAGCAAUGUUUGAGGUUUGUGCCUACAUUUCCUCUCCAGAUUGUGAUCUCAGUCUCCUUUUGAAUGUGUCUGGUGAUUAUGGAGUAAAUGAGGCAUUCAUCUGCCAUGUAUAGUGCACAGGUCACGAACGUUCGCUAAAGCCAAGUCUUUAUAUUGCUACAGCCACAGCUGAGAAAGCAGCUGUUAGGAUUGAAAGGAAACUGAGGCUUUUUCACAGCUAGUGAUGUCCCAUGCUGCCUCAUUAGCUCCUGCCAUCAAACCACAAAUCAAAGCAGUAUGUGGCAAACCAGACUUUCUCACCAUGAAGAAAGUGGUCGACAGCUACUAAAAGUGGCAACUGAACGAGGUAAUUCAGCAGAGGCUCAUAAAAAAAAAAGCCUUGGCGCAACCAAAGACUCCUUCAUCAACAAUACUCUGACCAAACCGAGGUUGAUUUCCUUGAUUUAGUUGCAUCAUUGUGUGUCGACUCUGUCAUUUGGUUCAGUAUUGUCGUGUGCAAAUCAAAGUCGAUUUUCUUUGAUUUAGUCACUUUGAACUUAAAUGUUAUUCCGUUAUGUCUUAUUUUAUUAAGUGUGUAUUUAUGAUCAGUAAGGUCAAUUAUUGUUUUAGCACACAAUCUUACUCGUUCUUUGGGACUGCUCUACCUAUUCCAACAUUGUUUUUUACUCUUUGAAAAAUAAUUUCAGUGUCUUUGUUUUCAAGGAGGAACGUAUGAGUGAAAUUUGACUUUGAAUCGGUAUAUUUUGAUCUGAUAUCAAUAAA
Molecule: messenger RNA, 2077 nt
Organism: Myxocyprinus asiaticus (Chinese sucker)
Lineage: Eukaryota; Metazoa; Chordata; Actinopteri; Cypriniformes; Catostomidae
Gene: ypel2a
Product: yippee-like 2a
Exons: 5
Coding region: 276-626 (116 amino acids)
Source: RefSeq, a predicted model, not a curated record